AUGACCGAUGCUUAUCGCCAGCAUGAACCAGAAUUCCGCGACGACAUCCUGACCCUCAAAGAUGAGUUCAGCAUUGCCAUCGCCAACGAACCUCAGACCAUACAACGGGUGCUAUUGGAUGGUCGAGCCAUGCCUGUCUGGUGGCGAUAUGCUGACGGCGAACUUGAACACGAAUUCACAGAUGAGAUCGCAGCAGUACUAGCCACGGGAGACUGGCAACACAUCCCCAUAUCUGAGGAUACUAAGCGGCAUCGCGAGCGUAUGCUGUUCACGUAUGGUUCCAAACCCGCCGUCGAGCCGUACAACGAGAUUACGACCUUGGAGUUCAUCGAGAAGCCGGAUCCGAAUCUUGUACUACCCAUCUUUCGACUAUACGACCUGACCAAGGAUUCGAUCGAUGAGUAUGGAGAUGAGAGCAAAGCGACCUACAUAGCGCUCUCCCACGUCUGGAACCAGUCCACGGACGCUGCUCUACGGAAGGCGUGUGACCGUGCUCAUGCUGUGACGGGCCAUACUCGCUUCUGGGUCGAUCGGUGGUGUAUCAAGCAGACCAGUAUCGAGGACAAAGCUUUCCACGUCCCUCGCAUGCGAGAUUACUAUAUGCAUGCAGCGGCUGUACUUGUCAUUGCCCCCGACCUGGCUGUACUGCCCGAUGCUACCAACGGUGAGGCUUUUGUGAAAGCUUGCGGCGUACACGCUGGUUCUCACGAGUCUGGACUUUCCAGGAAGCUAUGA
This is a messenger RNA of Recurvomyces mirabilis, 735 nucleotides long. RefSeq lists its product as uncharacterized. The record is from RefSeq and is a predicted model, not a curated record. Lineage: Eukaryota; Fungi; Ascomycota; Dothideomycetes; Mycosphaerellales; Teratosphaeriaceae. The transcript has 2 exons. Bases 1 to 735 code for a protein of 244 amino acids.